Messenger RNA from Penaeus vannamei (Pacific white shrimp), 1986 nucleotides. The record is from RefSeq and is a predicted model, not a curated record. NCBI's taxonomy places the organism in Eukaryota, Metazoa, Arthropoda, Malacostraca, Decapoda, Penaeidae.
AUGUUUCAUCGGCCGAAUAAAACAGUGGGAGAAUCUGAACAUCUAAAUGAAAUCUCUCCCUGUAAUUCCUAUGUGGCAACCCCCGUGAGUGCAUGGCCAGAGAGGACACCUUCCUUGCCCCAUUCAGUCCCUUGGCGAUCCACGCUGUGCCCGCUCGCGCAUAGGACACGUGAAGUCGAGACCGAUGUCAAGAAGCACAGAGAGUCCAAAAGCACAUCACGGUCUUUCAAGAUGUCAGAGGAAUUCGAGAAGAUCCUGGACUCGGUCGGGUCGUUCGGCCGCUACCAGAAGUGGAUGGUCGCCGUGGUCAUCGCCCCGACGUCCUUCGGCAUCGCGUUCAUACUCUCCGUCAUCAUCUUCCAGACGCUAGUGCCCGCCCACUGGUGCCACGUGCCCGGGAGGGAGAACACGUCCUUCACAGCUGACCAGUGGAAGAACCUCACUAUACCGGCUGAUGGAGGCCAGUUCUCCGAGUGUGAGAAAUACAAGAUGGUUUGGGUGGAAGACGAGAAUCGGCCCCUGAACAUAUCCGUCGAAAGGGAAGGAUGCACCGCCGGUUGGGAUUUCGACACGUCGGAGAUGGUGUCGACGGUCGCGACGAGCCACGGCUGGCUGUGCGAGCGACGCCGGUAUUCCGAUCACAUCCUCGCCGUCGGAACCGCAGGGAACGCCGUGGGCACGCUGCUUCUGCCCUCCCUUUCGGAUCGAUUCUUCGGUCGACGCUUCGUGUUCUAUCUCUCGCACGUCCUGUACCUCGUCUUCACCCUGGCCUUCGUGUGGACGCCCAGCUACAUCUUCCAGCUCGUCUUCCGGUUCAUGGCUUCCCUCAGCUUCCAGACCAACUACCAGAUGCCUUAUAUUAUUACGCUCGAGUUCCUGCCGCCUUCGAAACGUGGCUUGGGAGUCUUGGUGUCCUUCGUGGCUUGGACGGCCGGGAUGUGCUUCACGUCGCUGGUGGCUUGGCUUGUCCCGCGCUGGGACUACCUCACCCUGAUCUCCUGCAUCCCCCCGGCUUUGUGCUUUCUCUAUUUGCUGUGUCUCCCAGAGUCUCCCAGGUGGCUUCUCAUGAGCGGGAAACUGAAGGAGUGCGCCGCCGUCCUCAUCCAGGUAGCGAAGUACAACAGGAAGGAGCAACCCUCCGCCGCUGAGCUCGAGGCCGAACUCAAGGAACUCAGAGACAACCACUCGAAGGAGGAGUCUCUGGUGCACAUCCUGCGUUACCCCAAACUGCGUCUGAGAGCCAUCUUGCUGCUUUUUGUUUUAGCCUGCACGUAUAUGAUGUACGGCAUUCUCAUCUUCAGCAUUAACGUCCUCAACAACUACUUCCUGAGUCACUUGGUCUUAUCGGCUUUUGAACUCCCGAGCAACGUCCUGGGCUGGCUUUUCUCAGACUACCUCGGUCGUCGCUUCACCUGUAUUUUCACCUUUAUUGUGGCUGCCGUGUUCUGUCUGGCUGCUCCGUUCACUCUCCACAACGAAUGGGCUCACCUGGCGAUUGCGGCUUUCAUCAAGCUCUUCGUCACACAGCUGAUUUUCGUCCUCUUCCUGCUUAACACCGAGCUCUUCCCGACGCCCGUCAGGAGCACCGGCUUUGCCUGGUCGUUGGUCGCGGGGUUCGCGGCGAUGUCCGCUGCGCCGUACAUCCUCAAUUCGGGAUUUGGUCCAGCAUUUCCUUACUGGUUCAUGAUGGCCCUGCUGCUCCUCUGCUGCCUGGCCGCUCUCCCUUUGCCGGAAACCCUGGGGCUUCCGCUUCCCCAGACCUUCCAGGAGGCUGAGGACAUAGGCAACGGGCGGCCCCUCCUGACGUGGAUCCACCACUGGAACUACGAGAAGCACAGUCUUCCGGGAGUCACUUCGAAGAAACCUCACUGCGACGGGGACUCGGUCACGGAGGAAUCGAAGAUGAUCUAGACUUGUGAUGGAAUUUUGGGGUGAAUUUCACUCGAUUGUCGUGUUUUUUCAAUAAAAAUGUUAUUUCCUAAACAA